Molecule: messenger RNA, 2480 nt
Organism: Notolabrus celidotus (New Zealand spotty)
Lineage: Eukaryota; Metazoa; Chordata; Actinopteri; Labriformes; Labridae
Gene: arf6a
Product: ADP-ribosylation factor 6a
Exons: 2
Coding region: 807-1334 (175 amino acids)
Biological process (GO): intracellular protein transport; vesicle-mediated transport
Cellular component (GO): cytoplasm
Molecular function (GO): GTPase activity; GTP binding
Source: RefSeq, a predicted model, not a curated record
UGUAGAGGAAGUGGUGGCUGAUCUGGGUCCGCACCUUUUCCGGUAACACAGCACCGCCACCGCUGUGACUGAACGACUGGAGAGAGAGGGAGAGGGAGGAAGAGAGCCAGAGAGCGGCAAGAGCGGGGAGAAACAGCCCGGGGACAGGAGGAUGAUUGCCGCAGACAGUGGGGGAAGAGAAGAAAGUCGGAUGAAUCAAUGACCUUUUGAAACGCUCCUCCUCUGGAUGUCCCGGUGCAGAAACGGACCACAGAGCGCAUAUUUUGGUGCGUUUUUAAUAAGAAAAACAUCGCGCUUUGCAAUUCAUCGACUGGAAUUGGCUAAGAAUAAGUGUGGACACCCGGCAGCUAAGAAGGAAGUGGGAACCCCGGGCUUACACAGGGGCCUGGUUGUUAUAGUAGAAAAAAAAUAAGAAGACCAAUAGGAUUUUGAAGGAGCGAAGCAAUUUUGAAAUGCGGAUUUUGGAGGAAUUUUAACACGAGCGGACGUCAUUUGUUUCUUUCUAUAUCAGAGAAUAGUGCAUCAUGAAAAUAUAUCCCCACCCAAUUCAGCGAGGAAUCCACACUCAGCGCUCCCACUGAAAGCUCAACCUCUCAAGUCACAUCAUUUCUAAAGCUCCAGCCGAUUGUAGCCACCUCUUAUCCGACUGCACAAACUUGAAGCCUUUUUUAAUACUGACACUUGUGUGAGUCCACCGCUGCCAUCACGUGGAGGGCUUUCACUGUAACUUCCCUGUUCUAUUUUUUCUCUCUCAUUAGAGAAGCCUUGUUUUUCUUCCAACUAAGUAUUUAUGCACACAAAACAAGAUGGGGAAAAUGCUGUCAAAGAUCUUUGGCAACAAGGAGAUGAGGAUAUUGAUGCUUGGACUUGAUGCUGCUGGUAAAACAACCAUCCUGUACAAGCUGAAGCUGGGACAGUCAGUCACCACCAUCCCUACAGUUGGGUUCAACGUGGAGACGGUCACCUAUAAGAAUGUGAAGUUCAACGUGUGGGACGUGGGUGGCCAGGACAAGAUCAGGCCUCUCUGGAGACAUUACUACACGGGCACCCAGGGUCUGAUUUUUGUGGUGGACUGUGCUGACAGAGACAGGAUUGAUGAGGCCAGACAGGAGCUCCACCGGAUCAUCAAUGACCGGGAGAUGAACGACACCAUCAUCCUCAUCUUUGCCAACAAACAGGACCUCCCGGAUGCCAUGAAGCCUCACGAGAUCCAGGAGAAGUUGGGCCUGACCCGGAUCAGAGAUAGGAAUUGGUACGUUCAGCCUUCGUGUGCGACAUCAGGGGAUGGACUCUACGAGGGCCUAACCUGGCUUACCUCAAAUUACAAAUAUUAAUGUUUCCUGUCACCAGCCUGGACAUUUGAAGGCAAAAAGUAGCUGAGAAUGAAAACACAAGUUGAAAAAAAUGCAAUCUGAAGCAAUUAACACCAUGACCUCUCUGCUGAGUGUAUUACAAAGAGAGUAGCGAUAAUAAUUUGUUUAUUUUUCUUUCUGAUGAUGGUGAUUUCACUAUAACCACAUAUUUCAUUUAAACAAAAGACUAUUGUUUUUCUGCUGGCUUUAUUCUUUCUAGUUUGCUUUGGUUCACAUUCUGUAUAAUCAGUUUUCCUUUGAAAUCCAAUAAGCUUAAUUUUGGUGCAAAUUCUUUUGCUUUCCUACUUAUAUUUUUUAUAAUUUCCUCAAUGGACUUUUGGACACACACUUGUAGUGUCAUUCUGAACUCUCAUGAACCAGCUACAUAUCCAAAGGAUGGAAAAGAACAGAAAAACCAUCGCUUACAUCAGCAUAUCACUCAUGUGGCUGAAACUGCCUCUGUACUGUGUAAGAAUGUGUACUCUGGAUGUGUUAGGACCUCUGUAAAAUAACUGUUUUCAUAUUUGAUUGUACCGGAGUGAAUGAGGAAACGUGUCAGUGCUUCUUUCCUGUGCUGUGAUUACAUCCAUCAUGUUUGUUUGAAAGACACUAUGUGGACGCUGGAAAUUCACACACACUCACACUGUGAUAUGAGUAUAUACUUUUUGUUGUUUCAGGGUCUCAAUCUGUCACCACCAGUCUUGUUAUUGCCUUUCUGUCCUCUCUGGGCUUCCAUUACUCUGAGUAUUUGUAGUUUCAGCUGCCUUAAAAGAGGUUACAGGUGCCCAAAAAAUCAAGACAGCUACAGCUGAAGGUAUGCUCCACUGCUGAGUUUGCACUUUGGAAGGGAAAGAGGGGGGCGGGGUCACCAGCUAGCUGGCUGUGCACAUUUUGACUGACUUUUGGACCCCAGCAAAUGUUUAGAAAAAUCCCCAGCCCCCCUCCAACUUAAAUGUAGGUGCUUCUUCUUUUCUCUCUUUUUUUAAAUCUAACAUGAUCAUCCACCUGUAUGUUUCAGGUUCACUCACACACCAGCUUUCUGUUAAUAGUUCCAUAGAGACUGCUCUGUUUUAUUUUUGUUCCUUUUUUGCUAUGCUGAUGAAAUAAUAAAAAAAUAUAUCCAGAUCA